AUGGAUACAAUCACAGAAUGGGCCCUGGAUGCAUUUGCUCCAGGUGCAAAUCCUCCGACACAAUCCUUAGCUUCCGCAGUCCCAUUUGGGGCCCAGCCUGAAACUCCAACAGUAAAUCCUUGGAUACAGUCUGAUUUUGAAACACCCCCACCAUCAACCCAGGUUCAAUCUGCAGCAGUUAGACCAUGGACACGGUCUGAAAAUUACACAGUCAUACCAUGGACCCAGGUUCAACCUCCUGCAGUGAAUCCCUGGGCAGAGGCUGUAGCUUCCUCAGUCAUACCAUGGACUCAGGCUCAGUCUCCAGUAAAUCCUUUGACAGAGGCUGUGCCUUUCACAGUCAUACCAUGGACUCAUCCUGAAUAUUGUGCAGCAAAAUCCUGGACAGAGACUGUAGCUUCCACAGUCACACUGUGGAUUCAGGCUGAAUUUCCAACAACAAAGACAUGGACAGAGGCUAUAGCUUCCACAGUCACACCAUGGAUUCAGGCUGAAUCUCCAGCAGUAAACACUUGGAGAGAGGCUGUAGCUUCCACAGUCACACCAUGGACUCAGGCUGAAAGUCCAGCAGUAAAUACUUGGACAGAGGCUGUAGCUUCCACAGUGGCAUUGUGGACUCAUGCCAAAUCUCUAGCAUUAAAUUCUUUCACACAGAGUGUAAUUGAUACAGUCGUAUUUUGGACAACGCUUAAAACAAAGAAACCCUGGAAACUGCCUCAAACGACUAUGUUCAUUAUUUCACUGAAUCCUCAAAGUGAUACUAUUGGAUCCUUGAACCAAGUUGAAAAUCAAGGAUCUCUUCUGUGGUCACAUCCUGAAAUUGACAAUGUCAGUACAUUAACCUUGCCUGAAUCUGGAGCACUUAUGUCAUGGAUAGUGCCUUUUCCCCAAGCAGCCAGACUCUGGCCCCAACCUGAAGCUGAUAUUAGCAGACCUUGGUUUAAAACCUCAGAAAGAAUAAGAUCCUGGGCUCAGUCAGAAUCUCAAACAAUGAGUACCUCAACCCAGUUUGGAGCUGGUAGAGUCAAACCCUUGGCCCAGCAUGAAAGUGCUACAGUCGUGUCAUGGAUUCAGACUGAAACUGGUAUAUUCCAGCCAUGGAACCAGUCUGAAGGAGACACAGUAAGAUCCUGGAACCUUUCUAAAACGGCUGUAAGACCAUGGAUCCAGACUGGAGCUGGUAUAGUCAACCUCUGGGAUCAGCCUAAAAGCAGUACAAUCAGACCCUGAACCCAAGCUGAAUCUGAAGCAGUCAGACCCUGGACAGAGUCUGAAGCUAAGGCAAUCACAGUGUUGACGCAGGCUGAAGCAAGCAAUGAAACACUUGACAUUAAUACUGUCAGACCUUGGUUCCAAACUCAAAUUGAUGCAAUAAGAGAGGGGACCUAACCUGAAUCUCAAAUAGUUACUACCUGGAUCCAACCACAAUUGCCAAUAGUCCAUCCCUGGAUUCAGCCUGAAACUAAUGCAGUCAGAUUUUGGACCCAUGCUGAAGGUUAUUUAGCCCAACCCUGGAUCCAGGCUGAAACCCACACAGUCAGAGUCCAGACUCAUUAUGAAAUUGGUCCAAGAAAACCAUGGACCCAGCCUGAAUCUCAGUCAGUCACACUUUGGUUCCUGACUCAAAAUGAUGCAGUUAGGCCCUCAUCCCAGUUUGAAUCUCAGAUGACAUGUUCCAGGACCCAAAAUGAAUUUGGUAUAAUCAAUCCUUGGACUCAUUCUGAAACUAGUUCAGUCAGAUCCUGGACCAAGCUUGAAACUGGUACAGGCCAACCCUGGCUCCAUCUUGACGCUGCUACAAUCAGACCGUGGACCCAGUAUGAAACUUUAGAAAUCCAGCCCUCAACCCAGCCUGAGGCUGAUACAGUAGUAAGACAUUGGUUCCAGACACAAAUGGAUUCAAUCAAAAUUUGGAACCAGCCUGAGGCUGAUACAUCUAGACUCUGGACCCAAACUGAAACAGAAACAAUUCAAAUUUGGACCCAGACUGGAAGCGAAGUAGUAAAGCCUCCAAGCUUAUCUGAAGUUGCUAUAGUCACACCUCGGUUACAGACUCAAAGUGAUACACCUAGAUCCUGGAUUCAACCUGACUUUCAGUCAAUCAGUCUCUGGACCCAGACUGGAGUUGGUAUAAUUUGCCCCUGGUCUCAGCAAAGAGUUGCUAUAUAUCAACCCUGGGCAUACCCUCAAACCCAAGCAGUCAGACCCUGGAACAUGUUGGAAGCCGAUACCAUCAAAUCUUGGUUCCAUGUUCAAAUGAAUAAAGUCAGACCAUGGGCCCCUUCAGAAUCUCAAAUAUUGAGCUGGAUGCAGGCUGAAGUUGGUAGAGUUAACCCUUGGAUCCAGCCAGAAACCCCGGCAGUUAGACCUGGGGCCCACCCAGAAACUGCUAGUGUUGCGUCUUUUGCUAUUCCUAAAGCUGACAAAGUCAGAACAUGGGUCCAACCUGAAAUAGAAAUAAGGCCUGACAUUCAUUAUAAAGCUGAUAUAAUCACAUCAUUUGCUUCUCCUGAAGUUGAGCCAGAUGGAACAACCCAAUUAACUAGUCACUUUGACUCCUCAUCUAAACAUGUAACUUUUUUACCAGUAGAAACUGUUCCUUCACCAGGUGAGUAUUUUACAGCUUUGUCAGCUGAAACAGCUGCAGUAGAAAGCCAAGGUCAAAUCAAUUCUCUCCAACCCAGUGACCUCCCAAAUAUUCUCUUUCUUACUCUUUCAAGCACAUGGCUUUCUGGAGGAGUUGGCUACUGGAACUUUGGCAAUAAAUUACAAAUUACCAAAACAAAAGAGCCUGAUGUUCCAUCUACUUCUCUCAGCCCCCUUUCUCCAUCUUUUUCCUUUCUUGUUCCUUGUUUUUUCCCAUCCUCAUGUUCUUUGUCCCUUUCCUGUUCAGCCUUUUCUUCUUGCACCCUCCCUUCAUCCUGUACUUUCCGUUCUUGCUCAACUCUUUCUCCUGUGGCCUUCUCUCCUGUUCUCCUUCCCUUAGCUGCUUCUGAUAGUUCUCUACAGGGACUAUCUUUCUCAAAAUUUGCUGGGACCAUUCUUUCUCAUACUUUUUCAUCCCUACGUGCUGCCCCAGCCACACCUUUAACAAACCUACCUUCUCUGAUGCCUGCAUCUCAAUCUGGAACCAAGUCUAACCAGCCUGAACAAGAUCCUCUCAAGUAUUCGGAACUCAAUAUUUCCUUGGCUGAGUUUCGCCUAACUGUGGUCUGGAAAGAGAGCCUCCGGGCUUUCUGGCUCUUCAAGACAGCUGUUAUUUCUCAUGAAACCACAGAGUGUGGAUUACUCCCUGGCGUUGUCCCACACUGUCCCAACUGCUGGGAGGCAGAAGUGGGUGAAUUUGUGCAACUCUCCUUCUCCCAAUUCUGUGCUGGCUCUAUACUGAAUGAACAGUGGAUCCUUACUACAGCUAGAUGUGUGAAUUUCAUAAAAAACUCAGAAGCAUUGGCCCUGGUCCAGAUGGGGCUUAUUGAUCUUCAGAGCCCUGCCCAAGCUCAAACCAUAGGUAUUCAUCAUGGUAUGCCCUACCUAGGUCCCAAAGGACUUUUGGGACCUGGGCUAAUCUUCCUGAAGUAGUCGCUAUGUUUUCAACCCCUGGUGCUUCCUGUCUGCCUGGAGGAGAGCCUAGAGCAAGAGAAAAACAUACAACUAUAUGACUGCUGGCUACCCAGUUGGUCCCUCAUGAGAGGAAGUCCUGGAAUUCUGCAAAAAAGGCAUCUAAGCAUCCUGCAGGUCAGCACAUGUGCCCAGUUUUGGCCCAAACUGAAUGAAUUUACUUUCUGCAUGGAAGCCAAGAAAGCUAUGGGGGAGGCUGGCUGUAAGGGUGACCUGGGGGCACCUCUUGUGUGCCAUGUACAGCAAAAGGACACAUGGGUGCAGGUGGGAAUAUUGAGUCACUUUGAUGAACAUUGCACAAAGCCAUACAUCUUCAGCCAAGUGAGCCCUUUCCUUUUCUGGCUGCAGGGAGUUACACGACCCAGCCAUGCACCCUGGUCCAAGCAAGGGCCCAUGACUAGCUCUGCUUCCAUCUCCCUUUCAGUCUCUACCUCUGCAAAUGCCUCAGCUUUUACCUCCACUCCUGCUUCUGUCCGGCCACACUUCAUCUCUCUGCCACAGCCUCAGACUUUGGCAGAUCGGAUUUCUCUGAGAUAUGCCAUGCCUUGGCAGGCCAUGAUCAUCAGCUGUGGCAGUCAAAUUUGCAGUGGUUCCAUUGUUAGCAGCUCUUGGGUACUCACUGCUGCCCGCUGCGUCAGGAACAUGAAUCCUGAAGGCACUGCUGUAAUACUGGGCCUGAGGCACCCUGGGGCACCUCUGAGAGUUAAGGUAUCUACCAUUCUACUGCAUGAAAGAUUCCAGUUGGUGAGUGGGGCAGCAAGAAAUGAUCUAGCAUUGCUGCUCCUUCAAGAGGUGCAGACUCCCAUUCAGCUUUUAGCACCCACGGGCCAUCUGAAGAACCUGAAUAGCUCAGAAUGCUGGCUGUCUGGGCCACGGAUGCUUAAGCCAGGAGAGACAGAUGAAAAUCCAGAAAUAUUACAGAUGCAAGUGAUGGGCACUUCAAGCUGUGCCCACCUCUCCCCUGAUAGGGGCGGUUCUGUUGUGUGCUUCAUUACACAAGACAAACACUCUGAUACAAAUGUGGAACCAGUGAGCCCAGGCAGUGCGGUUAUAUGCAGACCAAUUUCUGGGAAUGGCAGCUGGAGACAGACAGGCCUCACCAGUCUGAAAGCACUGGCUACCAUUGUGAGCUCCCAUUUCUCAUGGAUAUUAUCCACUUCAGCAACAGCAGGGCAUCCCCUAACCCAGGAAUGCAUGCUUUGGGUGGAAAAGCCCAAGUCCUCUAGUGUCCUAAGACAGCCAAACACACUGCCGCUCUCUUCAAUAAUAAUUAUAGCAGUACACACCCUUUUGUAA
Molecule: messenger RNA, 4914 nt
Organism: Eubalaena glacialis (North Atlantic right whale)
Lineage: Eukaryota; Metazoa; Chordata; Mammalia; Artiodactyla; Balaenidae
Biological process (GO): proteolysis
Molecular function (GO): serine-type endopeptidase activity
Source: RefSeq, a predicted model, not a curated record